AUGGGUUCAAAAUGGAUGGCUACAGCCAUGCUAACAUGGCUGCUUGCUGCAGAUUCAGUCCACGGUCUUCCGAGGUUCGACGGUACUGCCACUGACAUCUUGAAGCUGUCUGCGACUCAGCCCGAAACUGCGUUCAAGACUCAAUACCCGCCCAAGAACGAGAGAGUAGCAAUCGCUCCUGAUCGCCCGAUCUAUCGUACGGCGUUGCAAAAUCAGGGUCAUUCUUCGCAACCUCCUUUACCGCAGGUUGCACCCCUAGCGUAUGAGGAGCCUAAGUUCGACAUUGGCAGCUACCUCAGUGGUCUCAAAGAUUUCUUGGACUCUGGUUCUAGCUCUGCCUCAGUGCCUGUUGAGCAGCCUAAGAAUUCGCCAGCUGCAUCUGCCGUAUCGACAUCAUCGGCAGUGCCAGUUGCGCCCUCGGAGACAUCGAGCCCUAAUCCCGAACCAGGGACUACUACAGAGCCUGUGACUACUUCUGUUGAACCAGUCGCCCCUGUCGGGCCUGUCAGUACGUCAGUUGAACCUAUCGAGCCGGUCACCACGCCUGCCGAGUCGGCAAUCACGCCCAUAGAAUCAAUCACGACGCCUACAGAGUCGGCUACGACGCUUGAAGAGUUGACCACUUCUCCUACAGAGUCGACCACUUCUCCUAUAGAGUCGACUACUUCUCCUGCAGAGUCGACUACUUCUCCUACAGAGUCAACCACUUCUCCUGCAGAGUUAGCUACGACGCCUAUAGAGUCGACCACUUCUCCUAUAGAGUCGGCUAUUCCUACAGAGUUAACCACUUCUCCUAUAGAGUCGACCACUUCUCCUAUAGAGUCGACCACUUCUCCUAUAGAGUCGACCACUUCUCCUAUAGAGUCGACCACUUCUCCUAUAGAGUCGACCACUUCUCCUACAGAGUCGACCACUUCUCCUAUAGAGUCGACCACUUCUCCUACAGAGUCGACCACUUCUCCUACAGAGUCGACCAAUUCUCCUAUAGAGUCGGCUAUUCCUAUAGAGUUAACCAGUUCUCCUACAGAGUCGACCACUUCUCCUACAGAGUCGACCACUUCUCCUACAGACUCGACCACUUCUCCUACAGAGUCGACCACUUCUCCUACAGAGUCGACCAAUUCUCCUAUAGAGUUGACCACUACCCCUAUAGAGUCGACCACCACGCCUGUGGAGUCGACCACUACGCCUCUGGAGCCGAGUUCGUCUUCCGCAAUCGAAACAGAUCUCCCCACAGCAGGGGCUACAGCAGAUCAACCACAAAGCAUGAACAGCCAGGAUAUCUUCCAGCCUGUUGCGACUAACGCUCCACCGGCGAACAUCAUGGUCCGCCAUGACCACCCGGUCCAGAACCAGCAUGCCAACACCACGGCUCCUAUCGAAACCAACAAGUUCUAUGCAGGAUUUAUUCUGGGAUCGCAGACCAAUGCUAGUUUCACUCAGCCUUACUCCAUUGCCUGGUCUCGCGGAGCUGGAACUCUGAAUAGCUGGGGCAUGUCAGUCUCCCACCUCGAAGAGAACUUGUUGGCUUUUGGCCCCAAGAACGAUAAGGUACCCGGUGAACCUGUUGAGUACUACAUCAACCCUGUCGGUCUUCAGCACAUCAUUCUGUCAGCAACUGAACUCGAUGAGUCAAGCACCAUGAGCGUCGAUGACCCCAAGGCAUUCUCCGCCCAUGCAGUUUUAAGGCGCUCUGGUGGAUCUGUCCAGGAGAUAAGAUUCCCCGUGGUUCAGGGCAUGGGCUACGUGACCGGUGUCUACACAGACCUUCAACCCGUCAUCGAGAGUGGUGUCUUCUUCCGACAGGUCGUCAAUGCUGACUCCCCUAAGCCGGGUAUUUACAAAUAUGUAGCAACUCUUGAAGACGACACUGUCUGGAUCCUCUAUGUCGCACCCAAUGAUGGGGAAGAUCCUGAAAUGAAGCUUGUCUCCUCAACUGCUCUCCUGAGUCGGGCGAAAAAAUUCUAUGACAACUCUGCUGGUGUCUAUGCCAUUGCUGGCCAGGUCGAGGGCUCCGUCACUGGUGAUGUUGGUACUUACAGCCUGUCGUGGACCAAGGCUGGAACCCACGCCGAUGACUCUCCUCUCAUCAUGUUCGCGCUGCCUCACCACGUUGACUCGUUCGACGGCGACACGGCUGAUCGCAAGACUGACAUCCACUUGCGGACUACCACCAAGGGUACCGCAACCGCCGUGAUUGGAGAGACUUGGACCAUGACUGAGCCCAAUCUCCCCAUCGACAUGGGCUUCGCACCAUGGACCACCACUGAGGGCAGCGUGCACACGCUCUCUCCAGCCGUCCAACAGGCUAUCCUUGAAAUCGCCCCGACUGAACUCGAGCAGGACAUUGAAGAACAAAGCAAUUUGAAUAGCAUGUACUACAGUGGCAAGGCGCUGAGCAAGUUCGCUACCCUAAUCUACACUGUCAACCAGCUUGGUAACAAUGUCGACAUGGGUAUCGAGGCCUUCCAUAAUCUCAAAACAUCCUAUGCUCGCUUUACGGAAAACCAGCAGCAAUACCCGCUAGCCUACGACUCCGUCUGGAAAGGUGUCGUCUCCACUGCCGGUUACGACGGCGAUUUGAACCAGGAUUUCGGAAACACUGCUUACAACGACCACCACUUUCAUUACGGCUACUUCAUCCACGCGGCUGCCAUCAUCGGAGCCCUCGAUUCCGAUUGGCUCGAGGAUAACAAAGACUAUGUGAAUAUGCUCGUCCGUGAUGCCGGAAACUCCAUCGAGAAUGACGCAUAUUUCCCCUUCUCUCGUGGCUUUGACUGGUACAACGGCCACUCCUGGGCCAAGGGUCUCUUCGAGUCGUACGAUGGCAAGGAUCAAGAGUCCACUUCCGAGGAUACUAUGUUCGCCUAUGCCAUCAAGAUGUGGGGUCAAACUACUGGAGAUACCAGCAUGGAAGCUCGAGGAAACAUGAUGCUGGGCAUUCUUCGCCGCUCCCUUGAUAGUUACUUCCUCAUGCAGGAUAACAACCAGAACCAGCCCGCGAACUUUGUUGGCAAUCGGGUUACUGGUAUCCUCUUCGAGAACAAGGUCGACCACACCACUUACUUCGGUAACAACCCUGAAUUCAUCCAAGGAAUCCACAUGCUACCUCUUCUUCCCCACACUGCGUACACCCGCCAGAAGGAGUUCGUGCGCCAGGAGUGGGAAUCCUACUUCUCCGCUGACGCCUCCUCCCCUGCUGCCAACGUCGAUGGUGGGUGGAGGGGUAUUCUUUACGCCAAUCUUGCCCUGAUCGAUCCUCAAGCCGCGUGGGAUUUCUUCGCCGCCGAUGAUUUCGAUUACAAUUUCGUCGAUGGCGGUGCCACGAGAACCUGGUACAUGGCUUUCGCAGCAGGUCUUGGCGGAGGCUCUCUCAGCAGUGAUUAG
Messenger RNA from Penicillium maclennaniae, 3387 nucleotides. RefSeq lists its product as uncharacterized. The transcript has 7 exons. The record is from RefSeq and is a predicted model, not a curated record. Gene Ontology annotation, cellular component: cell surface. Gene Ontology annotation, molecular function: glucan endo-1,3-beta-D-glucosidase activity; endo-1,3(4)-beta-glucanase activity. NCBI's taxonomy places the organism in Eukaryota, Fungi, Ascomycota, Eurotiomycetes, Eurotiales, Aspergillaceae. Bases 1 to 3387 code for a protein of 1128 amino acids.